UUAAUCGAACCGGACAUUCAGCUCAGCGAAAGCGACGAGUCGAUCCCCGUCCAUUCUUUGCGUUUUUAAACCAAAGCCAGAACGAGCUCUCGAAGCUUUUUCUCUCCUCUGCUCCUGGUACGUAGAAAUCGAAAGCUCGACCUAAAACCAUGGACGCUUUACAAGCUCUGGUGGCGAAUAUCCAAGGGCUAUCGAGCGCUGGGGACAUCUCGCACCUUCAUGUUGUUCUGAAGCAGGCGCCGGACUCGCUCUACGCCGAGUCGACUCGAUUACUUCCUGUUCUGGACCAGCUUGACCCCUCCAAGCACUCUCUCGGAUACCUCUACAUCCUAGAGGCAUGCUCUUCUGGUUCGAUUUCAAAGGAGCAAGGAAGUGCGUUGGUUUUGCCUAUUGCCACAUUUAUUAAUUCCUGUGAUACGGAGCAGAUUCGUUUGGCACCUGAUAAAUUCCUAUCUGUUUGUAAGAGGUUCAAAGAUCAAGUUACGGUUCUUGAAGAACCACUGCGGGGAGUCGCACCAAUGUUGACAGCAAUUCGGAAAAUUCAGACCUCCUCAGAACAUUUGACUUCCUUGCAUCCAGAGUUUCUUCUUCUUUGUUUGUUGUCAAAAUGCUAUAAAGCUGGAUUGUCCAUUUUAGGUGAUGACAUUUUUGAGGUUGAUCAGCCAAGGGAUCUUUUUCUCUAUUGCUAUUACGGGGGGAUGAUAUGCAUCGGACAAAAGCGUUUUCAGAAAGCAUUGGAGCUUCUACACAAUGUUGUAACAGCUCCAAUGACUGUUAUUAAUGCAAUAGCUGUUGAAGCAUACAAAAAGUACAUAUUGGCUUCACUCAUUCACCAUGGGCAGUUCUCUACCAGUCUCCCUAAAUACACCUCAUCAGUAGCUCAGAGGAAUCUGAAGAACUUUUGUCAGCCCUACAUUGAAUUGGCAAAUAGCUAUAGCACUGGAAAAAUUGAAGAAUUGGAGACAUGUGUGCAGAAGUACAAGGAAAAGUUUGAAAACGACAACAAUCUUGGACUGGUGAAGCAGGUUAUAUCUUCCAUGUAUAAGCGAAACAUUCAGAGAUUGACUCAGACAUACUUGACUCUCUCCCUCCAAGAUAUCGCCAACAGUGUUCAACUAAACAGCGCCAAGGAGGCAGAAAUGCAUGUGCUACAAAUGAUCCAAGAUGGUGAGAUAUUUGCCACAAUUAACCAGAAAGAUGGAAUGGUUAGAUUUCUUGAGGAUCCUGAACAGUAUAAAACCUGUCAGAUGAUUGAACAUAUUGACUCAUCAAUACAGAGGAUAAUGGCACUGUCAAGGAAGCUGACUGCUAUGGAUGAAAACAUCUCGUCUGAUGCUUUGUUCUUAGGAAAGGUUGGAAGAGAACGACAGAGAUUUGACUUCGAUGAUUUCGACACUGUUCCUCAGAAAUUUAACAUAUGAAUUAAGCAGGAUCACGCUGUAUAUCGACCUAUCUACGUGAACUUGAGAAUUGUGAUGGCAAAGAUGCUGGACCAUUUUAUGUCUUUUCGGCUCCUUAUUGUGCAAAGAGAUGAAAAAAUUUCAGUGAUUUUCUCCCAAUUGAGAAGAAGAUAUCUCUAGGUACUGUCUAGUUAUAGAAUUAGUUUUGGUCAUGUUUUGUAUUAGCUUUUGUUUUGCUUUAUUUUUUUAUUGUUUCCUACAACGGUUAUUUAAAUAGCAUGUCCAGAAAGGAGGCAUUAGAGAGAGCUGAAACUAUGCAUGUGCAGUGGUAAGAAAAUUAACAAGGAUAUAGGCUUGGUCGGCCUAUGGAUCGACAUUCGAGGCUUUACACCAGGAAC
Molecule: messenger RNA, 1798 nt
Organism: Prunus persica (peach)
Lineage: Eukaryota; Viridiplantae; Streptophyta; Magnoliopsida; Rosales; Rosaceae
Product: COP9 signalosome complex subunit 3
Exons: 11
Coding region: 150-1421 (423 amino acids)
Biological process (GO): ubiquitin-dependent protein catabolic process
Cellular component (GO): COP9 signalosome
Source: RefSeq, a predicted model, not a curated record